CGCGCAAGAAAGUUCACAUUGAGUCUCAUCGACAUAGUAAUAAACAUUUUCUCCCUCCAUAACUUGGUGGCGAUGAUGAGGCGUUCCCAUCCCAAAUACCUUUAUAUCCCAAGGUGCGAGCGAAAAAGUAGAGCUGAGAAACAAACAUAAUACAGGAGAACACUUUAGCUUUGUUAUGUAGUAGGUCAGUUUCAUUGUUGCAGCGUGAGAUGGUUGCAGUACAAAACCAGACGAAAAAAGAUCAUUUAAACAAAAGAUUUGGACAAGGAUACAGUUACGCUAUAAAAGGCAACAGGACAACACUAGUCCAACCAGUUGGAGAUACUCUGAAGGUGGCUGUGUUUGGGCUCACAGAUGACAGAUAGAAAUAUGGUUCCGCUGCAGAUGUCUUUUCUGCUGUUGCUUUUGGCUCUCACUGCAGCAGAGACAGCUCCAGAGAGGAUCAUUGGGGGUCAGGAGGUCGUGCCGUACUCAAUCAAAUAUCAGGUAUCCCUGCAGACUGAGAAGAAGGAACACUACUGUGGGGGAACCUUAGUGCACCCUAGAUGGGUGGUGUCUGCUGCCCACUGCUGGAGACCGUCCAGUCUGAUGCUCGUGGUGUUAAGUGAACACAACCUGAAGGUAGACGAAGGCUAUGAACAGACCUAUAAUGUCACAGUGAUAUAUAGGCACAACUAUAACUACAAGACAUUCAACAACGACAUCAUGCUCAUCAAGCUGAGUUCGCCGGCAGUGUUGAAUGCCCACGUCCAGCCGGCUGUUCUGCCUUCUGUGGACAGUCCCGAUCAAAAUUUUGCAGUCUGCACAGUGAGCGGCUGGGGUGUGACGCAGGUUUACAGUUACUACCUCUCUCCUGUGCUGCGUGCCGUGGACGUGAGAAAAAUGCCUUACACGUAUUGCACGUUUUACUACUGGGGCAGGCUCACUGAGAACAUGCUGUGUGCUGGAUCUCCAAUGGGUGGCAAAGAUUCCUGCCAGGGUGACUCUGGUGGUCCCCUUAUCUGCAAUGGCAAGUUCGAGGGCAUCGUCUCCUGGGGUAUCGGUUGCGCGCACGCAUACUUCCCUGGAGUCUACACCAAAGUGCGGAACUACGUCUCCUGGAUCAACUGGAUUAUUGAACAUGACAAUUCAUGAACAGUCAGCCACAAUCCUUGAUGAGCAGCCAAUUCAUGACAUUAUUUUCAAAGGCCUUUUAUUUUAUUGCUAAUAACUUUCUUUGUGGUUUCAUAGUACUAAAUGAUCAACUUAACACACUAGGUUUAAUUGCAAAUUAUAAUGUUGGGGUACGCGAUAGAGAGUCAGGAUUAUCAGUCUUGUGUAGUUAUAAGGUUUCCUGGAAGUAUGUUCAUAUGCUCAUUACUCAGUGGUUUUCACUCAUUAAAUGAAAUACAGAAAUAAACAUUA
Molecule: messenger RNA, 1404 nt
Organism: Larimichthys crocea (large yellow croaker)
Lineage: Eukaryota; Metazoa; Chordata; Actinopteri; Sciaenidae
Product: anionic trypsin-2
Exons: 6
Coding region: 355-1134 (259 amino acids)
Biological process (GO): proteolysis
Molecular function (GO): serine-type endopeptidase activity
Source: RefSeq, a predicted model, not a curated record